Molecule: messenger RNA, 3063 nt
Organism: Paramisgurnus dabryanus
Lineage: Eukaryota; Metazoa; Chordata; Actinopteri; Cypriniformes; Cobitidae
Gene: il17rc
Product: interleukin 17 receptor C
Molecular function (GO): interleukin-17 receptor activity
Source: RefSeq, a predicted model, not a curated record
AUGCCAUUGUAUUUUAGCUGGUCUAUUUGUUACAAUGCUGUUAUGUACGUAUAUGUAAACAAGUCAGCAAGUAUGAAGGUGUGUUUUAAUUCUCAUUGGGAGGGGUGGAUUUACUAACACACCUUCAUUUAUUGAAUGUCAUUCUUUACGGCUGUAUAACACACACUGUUUCUCUCUAAGAGCUGUAUAUAACCUGUACGCUAUGCUGCGCAAUUGUGCGCUUUUGCGCUUCCUGGUCGGUCAGAUUCGCGUAAUGGAUGAAGGACUCGGACUGUUUAUCCGAUCGAAACAGGACUAUGUUUCUUUUCUGACGUCUUGAAGCCUUAUACAGUGAAGGAUACAGUGAAGGAUAUUGUUUAUGGGAUUUAUUCUUUCUAAUGGACUGUUGGAUACGAGAGCGAAACCAUUGCGCAAUGGGGUUGUCAUGGUGGAGAAAUCUGCUGCUCUUACUGGUCUUCACCUUUGUGUGUUCACUGGAACAAGUUACACACAACCCACAAAACAACGUCUUCUGUCCUCAGGGUCUUUCAAACUGCAGUCUUAAACAUACAGAUCCUCUCGGAGCUCAUGACACAGACUGUGGUCGUGCAUACGUGUGCUCUUUGAAAGUCGAGCCUAAAUUGUGCUGUUAUGACAAGAACUGCAAACCGUGUUUGUGGAUCAACAUCCAGUUGAGUUUUAUCCCGGAGGCUGAGGAUGAGGAGGAUGGAGGAGAAUCAGGAUAUGAAGAUGAGAAGAGAGGAGAUUGGGAUGCAGGCUGUGUUCCAGAUGACACAUUGAAAGGUCAAACCACAAUGGAAAACUCUCUCUGUGAAGACCAACUGGCUUAUCAAGGCAUGUCAGUAGCUGCUGUUACGAUAUGCUACACUUCAGCAGGAAAGCUCACAUUGUGCAAGAGAUUGAACUUCAUCAUGACUUCUGGUAUAAGUCACAAAUCAUUUAAUUUAACUCUGGUGGAGUAUGAAGAUGUUCACUUGGGUGGAAAAAAUAAGAUCUCGGUCGGAUCUUCCAGUCGGUCAGCUGAAGUUGAAAUUCCUACAUUAAAAACAGUGUGCUCCUCACCCCUUCAUGAGCACAUAAUGGAGUGUAAAGGUCCCAGGGUGAAUUGCACAAUUCAAGGAGAUGUGGUUAAACUGGAUUAUGAGCUUAAAGAGGCAUCUGAACCACUUCAGCUCUGUAUGAAACGAGGGAAAGAAGGAAAAUGCUGGGGCCUCUCAAGUAACAUCAUUCCACUGAAGUCUGUCACAGACUGCAUGUGUUUUCAGGCUUGGAAAGGAUCAACUCGUACUGAAUUCUGUCCAUUUGAACAAAGUCCAGUGUUUAAAGAAAAUGUCCUGAGAAAUGUGUCUGUGUUCGUGUACCACACUAAGACAAAUGAUGAUCAACCUGUGUUAGCCUGGAAUUUAUCAGCGCCCUGCAGACUCGAUGCUGAACUGUGGCCCUGUCAGCUACACGCUGAUGGACAAUGCAAAGAGAUUCAUGGCUUCAGACAGCAGUCUUCCAAUGAAACACAAUGGGAAGAAAACAUCACAACGUUAUGGACAUCCGGCAAAUUCGUGAACAUCAACUCUAGGAAUCACCAGCAGCUCUGUGUGACUCUUCACACACAUGGAGAGAGUCCUCGCUACUACUGCCAACAUCCCUUGGAACGGCAUUAUUGGAGUCUUCUUAUUCCUCUGGCGCUGAUCGUUGUUUGUCUGACUAUUUGUGGAAUCUAUCUAGUUGUGAACAAAAUCAAAUGGUGGAUCAGUGGAUGGGAGAGACAAUGUCAUUCUCAAGAUACAAGGGGACAGGUGUUGUUGCUUCAUUUGUCCACCACCGACCACCAAUCACAGCUGGUUUGUAGGCUAAGCCGGAUGUUUUCUGAGCUAGGUUUCAGUGUGUCCUUAGACCUUUUGAACCUAACAGAGAUCAGUUCACUGGGCCCGGCACCGUGGUUCCACUCCAAACUCGGUCAAAUCCAGAAACACGGAGGUAAAGUUCUUCUGAUGGUCUCACCGUCGACACUCCAGAGCGCCGAGUGGUACUCGAGCGUUUCCAAUAGAGGGAAAGAAGAAAUAAACAGGAGCUCUACAACCUGCUCAUCGGAUGUUUUGGUUGCUGCCCUUGGCUGCAUUUCAGCCGAUCGCCAGAAGGGCGGCGCUGCUCCUCGGUUUGUCCUUGUGCAGUUGAAUAGUAACGAACACCUUAUCAAUGAGGAGGGUGACAUGCCAAAGCUGCUGAGGGGCUUGCCGUUGUAUAAACUCCCUUCACAGACUCAAGGACUGCUUGGGGAACUGUGUAUGGAUAGGCCAAACAGCCUGGGCGGGAAGUUAAAGAAGAUGUGGUGGAUGAAAAGAGCACGGAGGAAGUUUAGUCAAGAACUUCAGAAUGAUUUUAAUAGCAAGAAGUUGAGGACUGAAUCAAUGCUCACUCAGGAGGACUCACUAAGUCUGGACAUGGAAGAAUUUUAUCUGAAAAAGGAGCAGUUAUAAGGCACAUCAGCAAAUAUACGCUAAAUUUUAUUGAUGUGACACUACAGUAUGGCAAUGCCAUGACUUUCUAGACAUGAAGUAUUUGAAUAGCCUAUGUCUUUCGGACCUCUAUGUGUUAAUCAUUCACUUACAUCGUUUUCUUUGUGAAAACAAAGAAAAUAAUUUACAGUAUGAAAACAGAAAGUAAGCCUUACGUUACCAGUGUGUUUCCUUAGGUACCGGGGACAUUAAAAUUUUUAACUUCUUUUACCUGUAAGUUAAUGGUUCUCAAACUGGGGGCCCUGAGAUUGUGACAGGGGGUCCCCAGAUUUAUGACAUGUUAUAAUACAUUAAUUUAUCAUGAAUUCUGUCUAAUUAAACCUUAACUUUGUUUAAUUCAAAUGUAAUGUUUACAGUGUUUUAUGUCAUAAAUGUUCUUUGAAGGGCCAUGAAGGGCACAAGUGGGGGCAUCACGUCGAAAACGUUUGAGAACCAGUGCUGUAAAUAACUUGUAUGUUACUUGUAAAUAAUUCACUUGCUUUUUGGAAAAUGUAUUUUUUGUAUGUAAAUAUGAUUUAACUCUAUUAAAAAUGAUAAAAUGUGAAAUUAA